AUAGUUGUGGAUAUAUUAAGGGGAUAAACGAGUCCACAGCACAAACACUUGUUGGUAUUGUAAGCAAGCAGUUGGUGGUCAUUAUCUGAACUAGAUUUAACUAUUUCCACAAUUUGUGUAUUUUGGAAAGAUAAGAGGGACCGUUGAUUAGUUGAUUUGUUAAGGUUUAAAUCGUCACCGUCUACUCAAUUUAACAAAGAAGGAACAGAUCGUAUCGAUUUUACGCUGUUCGUAUUGUUUCGUUGAUUUUGAAUGCAGUAACAGCUUGGUAAAAACUUUGGAAAAGGUUUAUAAAAGUUGCGUGCGCAAGGAAGGCGGUAUUUUUAUAUUCGACAACACGUUGCGAAAAUAACCACCAAUAACAUUGCCUUCGGAUAAAAAGACCGUAUACGUCGCACAUGGUUGACUCAAGAAAGAAAACACACGGCGAUUAAUAUACACAGGUGAACUGUUUGUGAAGUGACUAUUUUUAAGUGGGAACAUGGCCACUUCACAUCUUCUUAUUUUUUUCUGUGCCACCGCUGGAAAAAACGGUGAAGAAUUAGGAAAUGAUGAGGAACAGAUAGUCUUGUUUGUUUACCUUCUAUAUGAUGUCAGUAAUUGCAAGGUUAUUGCUGUCCAACAACAUUAUGUAAAACCUCAACCAAAUGAAUUAUCAGAAACUGUACUAACAGAAGAUUGUAAAUUGGAAACGGGUCUCAAUGAAGAAGUCAUUAAAAAUGCACAACCUCUUGAAGUCGUCUUGGACGAGUUCGAACGAUUCUUGUCAGCCAAAGGUGUUCAUCCCGAAAACGGCGGGAAAUCAUUUUGUUUAUUAACAGAUGGUCAAUCCCAUUUAAGACAAUGUUUACACCCAGAAACAUGUACAAAGAACUACAGUUUACCAAGUUACUUUUCAAAAUUCUAUGAUUUACGGAAUGAAUUCAAGAAAUAUUACAAAACAGACAAUAUACAGAACAUUAAAUCUAUGUUAGAUUAUUUAGGCUUACAAGAGGAUCAUUCUGUAGAAUAUGGUGUCCGACAGUGCCAAGAAAUGGCUAACAUUAUGCAUCGACUUAUAAACGACGGCCAUGUGUUCAAUAGUCCAGAAGUUGUUAAUGAGAGAUUAGAACCAGGGAUCUGUAGUAAAAGUGACCUUGUAGAUGACGAAUCAGUAGUCCGUGCACGUGGGUUGCCAUGGCAAUCAUCAGACCAAGAUAUUGCCAGAUUUUUCAAAGGCCUAAACAUUGCCAAAGGAGGAGUUGCAUUAUGUCUAAGUCCCCAGGGACGGAGAAAUGGCGAAGCACUGAUAAGAUUUGACGACGAAAUGAACCGUGAUCUUGCCCUUAAGAGACAUAAACAUCACAUAGGACAGAGAUAUAUCGAAGUAUACAAAGCUACCGGAAAGGACUUCGUCAACGUAGCUGGAGGUAUCAACACAGAAGCCCAAGCAUUUCUGUCUCGUGGUGGCCAGAUCAUCGUACGCAUGCGUGGAUUACCAUUCACAGCAACUGCCUCUCAGGUGCUAGAGUUCUUUGCCAGAGAGCCACACGCAUCCAAUGUCCUAGACGGAGAGGAAGGUAUACUGUUUGUCCACUACCCCGACGGAAGGUCCACUGGUGAUGCCUUUGUCUUGUUUGAUACGGAGGACGAGUCGAACACAGCUUUAAAGAAACACAGGGAAAUCAUGGGAACUCGAUAUAUUGAGUUGUUCAAGAGCACCGCAGCUGAAGUUCAACAGGUGUUGAAUAGGAGCAUGGACCCACGAAACCCGGAGCCAGUUCUGGAAACACAAUUACCUCCUUUGAUAGCCCAGAUUCCACCACCAAAUUCGCUUCCAUACAUUCCACAAAAUAUUAUAACAAGCGGAACGAAGAAGGACUGCAUCAGAUUACGUAAUCUCCCAAAUACAUCCCAAGUAACGGAUUUAUUGACGUUUCUUGGGGAGUUUUCACAGUUCAUUGUAUACCAGGGAGUGCAUAUGGUUUAUACAGCACAGGGUGAACCGUCUGGUGAAGCUUUCAUUCAGAUGGAUUCAGAAGAGUCUGCAGCUUUGACAACCAUUAACAGAUGUAAGCGAGCAAUGGUACAUGCAAACAAAAAGCGAGUUAUAGAAGUCAUUCAAUGUUCUGGAGAAGAUAUGAAUCUCGUUCUGACAAAUGGUAUACCAACUUUACCUCAACCUGCAGCUCAUCUUCAACAGCUUUUAGCACAACAUCGGCCAAUGAUAUCACCAGGUGCACCAACGUUAAUACCACAGCCAGUAUCAACAAUGAUGCCAUUUGCUCAGUUUCCACAGCCACUGCCUGCAGCUUUCCCAGGAGCCAUGCCUGCCCAGGCGUUUCAUCAACAACGACCAGCAUUUUAUCCACAGAUUAUAUACUGGUACCCAAGCCCUCCAAUUUCACCACAGACUUAUCUUACUAAUACAGGACCCGCAGUUAUAGUCAUGCGGGGACUGCCUUUUAAUGCUACUGUUCAAGACAUCUUGAACUUCUUCCAAGGUUUUCCAGAGGUAACACCCGAAGGUAUACAGAUUCAAUACACACCAGAUGGUAGAUCGAGUGGUGAUGUUCUUAUAACCUUCAUGAAUAGAUCGGAGGCAGAACGUGCAAUAAAUACACUUAACAAGCAAACUAUAGGACAGUUCAUUAUCGACCUUAUCAUGGUGUAGACCCUCAUGUUAUUUAUAAACAUUUUGCAUUCCAUAGUAUAGACUUUCACGACAUUUAAAGUUAUUUUUUGUUUAUGAAUGAAAUGUUUUAUUUGAUUCAUUGUAUGUGUUGCAUAUUUAUUUUAUUUCUGUUGAAAUAGUUCAGCUCAUUUUAGUGCUAAGUUACAUUUUCUUUCUAAAAUUAGUCAAGAAAAGUACACGUAUGUACAAGUAUAUUAGUUUCUUUUAUUCUUUUUUGAAAGUUCAAUAGUGUUCUAUUUAUAGAAAUUGGAAAUUCAUUCUCUAUAUAUAUGCAGCACAUACUACUUUUAUGAGUCUUUAUCUUGCCUGUCUCUCAUCUUUAGAUCUGUUGUUUAUGUAUAAACUGCUUCUGGCCAUUUGUUUGUUAUUGGUUAAAUAUAUUAAGUGCAGAAAAACAAUUUUGGAUACGUAAAAGUAUUCUUUUCAAGUAUAUAUUCUUCAAUCAAAAAGCAAUACAGCUUUUAGGCAUCAAGUACAAUUAAUAGUAUAUUUACAGUAAGCUUAAUUAUAUGCAUUGCCUAUGUUGACCAUAAUUUCAACAAAACAUAAUUUGUGAAUUCAAAAAUAUUCUCGAUUUUCGUAAAUUUUGAAUUUAAACAUUUGAUAUCAUUGACAAGUAGUCUUAGUGAAUAGGUUGUGACAAAAUGGUAGUGCUUUUUGGAGUCAUAAAAUGGCCAGAUGUAUUUGUUUUUUGUGUAUAUUUUAUUUGUUUUAUUGUUGAUAUUUUGUUGAGAUUUUAUUAUGCAUGCAUAUUAAGUGCCUUAUUGCGAUAUUUAAUGUCUUUCAAUUGAGAUCUGAGAGGUUUAUGAAGCUCAAGUUCUUCCAACAUAUCAUUCAACAUUCCAUGACGCGUACGCCAGGGUUGCCUACUUUAGUGUCAUCUGUUAAUUAAUUGGUGUUGCAAAAAUCUAUAUUUGAUAAUCAAACAUUUACAUGCGGCUAAUUUGUAAAUUAUGCAAAGAAAUUAAUCAGAUCUAUUUAUUUCAUUAGUUAGUAGACAUCCCGUAGCAUCAUCUUUGGAAUUUAUGCUUCAUUUUUAAACUGGCAAUCUCUUUAUUUGAACCAGACUGUAUGUGUUCAUUUUAGCCCAUGUAUGUACCGAGUCUAGUCAAAUUACAUUUUACAUAUAAAUUGUUAAUGAGGAAUACAGUGUAUGCUUUCUUUUCUAAGUUUUAUUAUUACUGUUGGUUGAACAAUCUUCAAAUUAUAAAUAUUCUCGGAGAGAAAAAUGAUAUAUUUAAUAUUUCCUUAAAGAGAGUUGCCCAUGACAUUUGUGAAAAGUUGAUUCGAUUUUAGGUAUCAUUUUGUUAGUCUUUAAACUGAUAUUGUUUGUAAUUUACUAAAUUAUUGUUAAAAGUGCAAUAUAACUUUUAUCGAAUAACACAUUUUCAACCCUAGAAGGGUAUUUUGGUUUCAUUCUGACUAACCAUAAAUCUUUGAAAUUAAUGUUAUAUAAGAUUGUGUUUUUAUUUUGUAUGUAAUAUACAUGAUGUACCUCACUUGAUUGUAAUUACUUUGUACAUUGCUCUACGCAAAUGUUAUUUGCAUUGUAUAUACUAUUUGUAUGCUAAUGAAUCAUUCAUUGCAAUAAAAACAUAAUUUUGCA
Molecule: messenger RNA, 4280 nt
Organism: Mytilus trossulus (common blue mussel)
Lineage: Eukaryota; Metazoa; Mollusca; Bivalvia; Mytilida; Mytilidae
Product: epithelial splicing regulatory protein 1-like
Exons: 13
Coding region: 482-2653 (723 amino acids)
Cellular component (GO): ribonucleoprotein complex
Molecular function (GO): 3'-5'-RNA exonuclease activity; mRNA binding
Source: RefSeq, a predicted model, not a curated record